UCCGCCCACCACAACGGGGCCGUCGUCGCCAACCACAACAACAACGCCGUCAAUCACCACGGUAGCAGCAACAGCAGCAACAACAACUCUAUGCUCGACAAGUUCAAGUUCUUCAACUCCAAGGACAAGUCGCAGGACAAGAGCAAAGUUCCCAAGCGGCCGAGCAGCGGUGGGGGCUUCAGCUCGGCGCGCAGCGAACGGAGCGACUCGUCUGUCAGCCUAUGCAGCGACGCUGCGCCCGCUGGCUCACCCAACGGCCCCGGCUCGACUUCAAGCUCGGAGGCCGCGAGCCAAGCCAAGGCGUCAGAAUCGGGAACCGCCGUCAUCUGCAACGGGGGUUCGUCCAACGGACCCUCGGGUGCGACUCCCGGGAACGACGCCGGCGCUGACCACGCGGCUGGUCAGUCCAAGACCACCUCGUCGGCUGCCAAGGGUCUCGCCAAAAAGACUUUCGGCAGGGCAGCCGGCAAACAACAGCAGCCCGGGUCAUCGGUCGCCAAGGUGCCAACUUCGCAUGCAGGCUCUUCCGAAACCGUCCGUUCCGGUCUUCCCCGGUCCUCUCCGUCCACCGAGACGCUCAACAGGACUGCGACGCGUAGGCCCAACGCUGGCAGCGGGCACCCGCGACCCGUCAGCAGCGGCCACGAACUCGCGUCGCACGUCAAACCCGAGAAGUUCCCGUCCCCGAAAGCGCAGGACUCCAAGCCCGUGCCUAACGGCCCUAACGCUUGCGAAGACAAGAAACAUCAAGAGGCGGAAAUGAACACGGCUGCGCAACUGAACAACCCGGGCAGCGGCAUCCCAAAGCCCACCGCUGCGGUGAAGGGAACGACGAAGCAGUCCAGAGAGGACCUGACUUCCAUCGGACUUGCUCAACCGGAGAAGAUUAGAAGUGACAUCAAACAGAAUGGCAGCGUGCCUAUCAGUCCCGCCGGCAGUGAAGUCGCUUCUCAGAAGCAGCCCGACAUUGUCGACAUUGAGUCCAAUAACCAGCCUCUCGCCGACGACAAUGGUUGCCAGGAGCAGCAGGAGCAGACGACGCCGCACUCCGGCGACACGAACGGUGGCGUUCGAACGGAGACCCUGCCCAAAAGUGAUCGCUCCAAGAAGACGCAGGUCCAGGGCGUCAGCAUAGCGAUGGUGUCUCCCAUAAUGAGCAGUCAGCAUUCGUUCAGCAAGGACUCGGUGACAGCGUCUUCAACGGAGUCUUCUUUGUCCACCGUGGUCUCGGUCAAGGAGGACAAGGCUUCUUCGUUGAUAGUGACAGCCAACCAGAACCAGCAGAAUCAGGACAGUCGCGGCGGCAACCAAGGCGGCCUCGUCAACGGCGGGUUGACGAAAACGGGGCGUCAUCCUGAGAACAACGUCGCGCAGCAGAGCGAUGUCGGUUGUCAGAACGUGCUUGUUGGCAGUGGUGACCAAGUGAAGGUAAACGUGAACGGCGAGUCGACCGUUACCAGCGGCCUGGUGGGCGGCGUCGAGUCUACAGUGAAGUCGGUGCCCGCCGAGACCAAGUUGGUGCCUAGGGCCAACUCCGUGGACUCUUCGUCCUGUAAAGACGGAGAUGAGAUGGAAGAGGCUCUCGCCAACAUCCCUCCCAUGCAGCCCCUCCCGAGGGCGUCCCCGUACGGGAGCGGCUACUCCCGGGGACUAUCUGGUCACCGGGCUGCGAGGCUACCCGCGUGUCUGCGUCUCCAGGCGGACGUGCAGCGUGUGGCGAAGAACAUGCUGGCCGCGUCCCAGGACAUCGCCCGGCUGUACGGCGCCCAGAGACCGACGACCGCCUCGGUGGCCCUGCACCACCCGACGUACCAGCACCUGCAGCAGCAACAGCAGCAGCAGCACGCCGACUACGCCGAGCUCUCGGCCGGAUACGUCAGCGACGGCGACGUUCUGCGGGCACCGCGCGCCUGCAGCACCGAGGAGUCGAGCGGCUACGUCAGCGAGGGUGGCAUCGCCUCUCUGUACGCCGUGUCGUCACCCUGUCGAAGGCCCGCGCGAUACGCCAUCAGGGACCCCAAGCUCAUCAACGUCCUGCAGGACGACAGCAACGACAGCACCACGACGCUGGUCGCGACGAGCACGAAUCAGCUGUACCCGCCGAGAAACUGCUUCGACGACAGCAGCUCCAUCAGCAGCGGUCUGAGCGACACCUUCGCCGAGCUGAGCACCAACGACAACCUUACCGACUCGUCGCUCAGCUCGGACCCGUACGGAUGCCUCAAGCGGCGUCCCCACCACCCGGGCAUGGCGCCGUCGGGCACAUCCGGGGGAGCCUGCAACAAGGGCGUGCCGGACAGGUCCACCCGAAAGACGUCAGACCACCACUCUUCCGGUUCCGCCAUCGUGGGCGGGGGUGGCGGCGGCAUGCUGCCCACGACGACGUCCAUCCGGAGCAGGAACGCGAACGUAAAGAAGACGGACAGUUCCAUGCAGACCGACUCGAGCGCCCUCAUGCAGCAGGGAGGGGGCGCGGUGCCCCCUCACCUGCAGUCGUCGGCAAACUGGAAGAAGUACGUCCAGCAGCAGGACUUGCAGCACCAGCAGUCCAAGACGAACUCCACAGAGUCACUCAAGUCCAAGGAUAGCAAAAGGAGUGGUGGACAGUCGACGUCGAGCAAGUUAGGCAAGUCCGCGGACAGCAACCGCCACGACGCGAUCCACUCCAAGAGUGGCAAGUCUAGGACAGGCUCCUCUUCCUCCGGAAGCGGAGAGACCAAGUUGAGGUCCUUUUCCGCCGACACGGCCAUGAUUGGAAGCGACCUGUCGCUGGACAAGAUGCGGACCUCCUCCGCCGCCGGUAUGGGGACGCCCGUCAGAUCUUCCGGCAUAGAGUACGCGUCUACGGCGGUAGUGGUGACGAACCGGAAGCUUCCGGGAAGGCCGUCCAACGUCUCCGGCGCGGGACCUCCCUCCGCGUGCAUGAUGGUCCCCGGGAAGCGUCCCUCCAGCACGGCGUCUUCCGGAAGUGGCCGCAGCGGCGGCAGUUCCCAGGCGAAGAAGGACGGCUCGGCGGAACUGGACCAGCAGUGCCGGACGUCCAGCCUGACGAGGACGGGCGAGCUUUCUCGUGGAACCAGCCGCUCGUCGCUCGAGCGCAAAGCCAAGGUGUCUGGAAGUACGCAGACCGGGCCCGGCGUCAACGACAUGUUCGUGUCAGCCCACUCGGACUCGGAGUACUGUUCCCUGGGCAGGUCCUCGGGGAAGCAUGCCAAGCAGUACAUUCAGACUGCCUUUGGGCCCGGUGGUUCCCCCGCCUUGGGGACCAUGCGGGAGCGCAUCUACGGCACGAGAACGAUGCUCAACGGAUCGCCGCCUUCCUACGUCUCCAAUUCAGAUUACGUCCUUCUUUCUGGCUUCCAGCACGGCACGGCCCCGCUGCGGGACCGGCCGCGCCUGUCGGUGCCGUCGGCCAAGGGCUCCGAGAGCGACAACUACAUGACGCUGGACCACUCGAGCCCGUACGCGUGGCUCCGGCACAGCCCGACCUCGGGCUCGGCGUCCGUCGCCUCGGCCCCCGUGGGCCGGAGUCCAUUCGCGGCCGGCGCGGGCAUCGCCGAGGCCGACAGCAUGGAGUCCUUGUCUUCCACGGCGUCCAGCGCCCACGGACAGGCUGCCUCCCGGUACAUGUACCUGUCGUCGCCGCUUCACAGCGCUACCUCCAUGGGGACACGCAACUCCAUGAGCAUGUCCCACUAUGCCAGCGGCCUCGUCUCCAAGAUGGCGAACAAGGACGACGAUGCCCACGGUUCGUCGCUGUCCCUGGUCUCCACAAACUCGUCGCUUUACUCAACGACGGAGGAGAAGCAGGCCCACGAGAUCCGCAAGCUCCGCAAGCAGCUGGAGCAGGCCAACGAGAAAGUGGCCACGCUCACCUCGCAGCUCACCACCAACGCGCACAUGGUGGCAGCCUUCGAGCAGUCCCUGUCGAAUAUGACCUCGCGGCUUCAGCACCUCACCGUUACCGCUGAACAAAAGGACUCGGAACUAACGGAGCUGCGAAGCACCAUCGAGGCACUGAAGAAGCAGAGCGCCGAGGCGGGCCUCACCAAGAUGGCGCUGCAGUCGAUGGCGGCCGUGCAGCGAAGUAUGGCCCCCGCUAAUGGCGCGCCCCCUGGUGGCGGUGGUGGUGGUUCGACUAACCUAGUGCGCCGCCAUACCUUUAACACGCCCAAGGACGCUGCCGCCGGUGCCCUCCAAGACCAGCACAUGUCCCGCCAGCUGUCUGCGGACUCCAUGUCGAGCGUCAACUCGGCAUCGAGCGCGUGCAGCAACGCCUCCACCAGGCACGAAGAGUCCUGCAAGAACAAGCACAAGAAGAAGAAAGGAUGGCUUCGGAGCUCGUUCAGCAAGGCGUUCUCCCGGAGCAAGAAGAACCGGCAUGGCUCGGUGUCCGACGUUGAGGACAUUCGGGCUCUGCACUCAGACUCGUCAACGCCCAACUCGCCACUGCUGGGACUGGGCAGCCCACCCUCCCUGCUCACCGCCAACGGCCUGCCGCACUCGCCCCUCGGGUGCGGAAACGAGAAUGGCGAGCUCUCACACUCAAGCUAUGCGCUGAACGAACACGACGAAGAAGAUGGUGGGCCCGAGCUGGUGCGUGAAUUAAGGAAGCAGCUGCGCGAGAAGGACCUGGUGCUCACCGACAUUCGGCUGGAGGCCCUGUCUUCGGCUCACCAACUGGACAACCUCAAGGAGACGCUAUCCAAAAUGAGGAAUGAGAUGCACAGCCUCAAGCAGGACAAUGACCGGUUACACCGGCUAGUCCGCAGCCAGUCACUGAGUGCAUCACAGAGUUCUCUACUCCACCGGAGCAGCAUGGACAUGCUGGACAAGCGACUCAGUGCCCACGAAAUCUCCUCUGCGCUUGACCUGCACGAUGGCAUCAAUGGUUCUGUUCCAGAGGGCAAGCGCGUUACCAUCACCGUUCAUCUGGUGUGUCAUGGUGACGUUGAGAAGUGCCUCACAAAAUGUGAGGCACCAGAGGAGGCCCUGAUUGGUUCCUUGUACGUGAGUGGCAAGACCAAGUGGGACAACCUGGACAGCGCAGUCAAGAAAGCGUUCAAGGAUUAUGUCCUGAAGGUGGAUCCCGCAUCCAACCUGGGCCUGAGCUCCGAGAGCAUACUCUGUUAUCACAUCGAUGACAUUGUCCGUUCCAAAGAAGCGGAGCUUCCAGAGCUGCUACCUUGUGGUUAUCUUGUUGGUGAAACUCUGAAGAUUCAAGUUGUGCUCAGAGGGACCGCACAAAAUGCAGUGGAUGCCCUUGCACUCCAGACGCUCAUUCCCAAGUCCGUGAUCCAGCGAUACGUUUCCCUCCUGACGGAGCAUCGCCGAAUCAUCCUCUGUGGCCCGAGCGGUACGGGGAAGACCUUCCUUGCCCAGAAGCUGGCCGAAUACCUCGUGCUCAGGUCCGGCAGAGACUUGGCUGCCGGCUCCAUCGCCACCUUCAGUGUGGACCACAAGUCUGCAAAGGAGCUGAGGCAGUACCUCUCCAACGUGGCUGAACAGUGCGAAAACAGCAGUGCCAGCGACCUGCCAACCGUCAUCAUCCUGGAUAACCUGCAUCACGUGGGCUCCCUGGGAGAGGUGUUCAACGGCUUCCUCAGUGCCAAGUACCAAAAGUGCCCGUACAUAAUAGGAACCAUGAACCAGACCACCUGCUCGACAACGAACCUGCAGCUGCACCACAACUUCAGGUGGGUCCUGUGUGCCAACCACAUGGAACCGGUAAAGGGCUUCCUGGGGCGCUUCCUUCGGCGGCGCCUGGUUGAGGAGGAGGUCGGCACGGGCCUUCGGCUGGCAGAGCUCGGCAAGGUGGUGGACUGGAUGCCUCGCAUCUGGCACCAGCUGAACCAGUUCCUGGAGACGCACAGCUCGUCGGAUGUCACCAUUGGACCUCGGUUGUUCCUUGCAUGUCCUAUGGAUGUGGCAGGCUCUCAGGUGUGGUUCACUGACCUCUGGAACUACAGCAUCGUGCCGUACCUCCUUGAAGCAGUUCGCGAGGGCCUUCAGCUCUAUGGACGGAGAGCAGCAUGGGAAGACCCAGCUGAAUGGGUUCUGGAGACCUAUCCAUGGCCGGGACCAGUAUGUGAAGCUCCACAGCUACUGAGGUUACGGCCAGAAGACGUCGGAUAUGACCCGAGCGCCGGCCCAAAGGUUGUGCCGGACCAGCCCGACUCGGACGCAGAUCCCCUGCUCAACAUGCUGAUGCGCCUUCAGGAAGCAGCCAGCUACUCAAGCCCACAAACCAACGACGCCGAGUCGGCGGACCUGGAAGCGACGGACACUUCCUAGCUUAUUUCGCCCAAUUUAUAAGGAAGACAAAGAAUCUGCGCAGAAACUCCAGAUCCUACAAGGUCACCAGGCCAUCAAAACAAGCCGACGACUGAUUCUCUGCUUGAGGAUGGAAUGCACAAAACGUCUCAAAGUUUAUCGAGAUUUCCCAGAGUUUUGUACAUUUUGUUUUUUCUACACUCUUUCUUUUUUUAGAAAGCUACGAACAAAUAGCUGCUUUCAUUGUUUCUCGCAGAGAAGCAGCAACAUCCUAGGCCUAGUCUGUUUGAAAGAAAGAAAAAUAUUAAGGGAUGGAAGAACCGCUUGUACAUACAACCUGAAUUUUUGUAAAUAAGAAAAAGAUGCCUGCCUUUUAACAAGUUAUGCGUCCCUAUCCCAUGAAUGUUUUGUACAGAACAGAAGGGAACUGAUGUGAAAAUAGCAGAGUGUCACGCGAGAUAUUCUUGUACACGCCUCUUUUAUACUAUGUAAACACUUGACAUGAGGGCAUGCUGGAUUUGUAUCAUCGAGGAGAGCAGCAUGGAUGUUGCAUUCUGAAUUUGACGAAAGAAAAAUUGAAUGCAAGGUAAACUAUAACAAACCUUACUUUGUUUUUUGCAAAUGUUGAAAGGUUGACUGGGAAAACGAGACACACCAAACUUAGCUUUUCUCUCUUUUAAUGGAAGUGUAAGGCUAUGUUUAAAUGCUGCAAGUGCAUGUGACAGUGAAUAAAACGACAUAAUUAGUUUUUUUUUAGAGGCUUUCUUCUUACCUUUUAAAGUACUGCAAUUUCUUGAUAAGCUCAUGCUUUGUGUAAGUGGUUGUUGUAAUCUAUGUCACUAUUUAAACUCACAACCUGAUCAAAUGAAUGUUCCGGUGCAUAGUUUCGGUGCUCUAUUAGGCUGUAAAAUUUUUUUAACCUGGGGACACAAUGGCACCAAAUAUUGUAGUUUUUAUUCAAUGACUGAAAAUUUUGACUGAAUGUCCUAUAAUUUAUUUCAAAUGUCCUUCGCAUACUCACAGUUAUGGUGAAAUCUGCAAAAAUACGAAGGCCAGCUAAAAAUGAAUAAUAAGCUCGCUAUGACUUGCACUAAUUGUUAGCAAUGGCCAAUGCUACAUUUUGUUGACUCUGUAGACCAUGUGCACAUUGCGUUGCUUUCGCUGUUGCGAGACGUCUCCACUUUUCUGAGCUUAUGAAACUAAAGACAUAAUGGCACAUACCAAGACAAAUUUAAUGUCUUCAGGUAUUCAGGCGACAGAUACAAUUCUCUAAAGUGAGAUCGUUUCGAGUGCUUAUCUUAAUCAUUCAGAUGUCUGACAAAGGGAGACUACAAACUCCUUAAUGAACUUCAGUGUUGAAAGGGUCACAACUUCACACGAUGUUCACAAAAUGGGGCAGGCAGCGCACAUAAGCUUUCUAGUUCUCCUAAUUCUCCGUAUUCAUCUUCGCCAUUUUUGCUUUUCAUCUCUAGUAAAGUUUCUCCUCACAACACAUCGCCCAGAAAACAUUUGAGUGGUCAUAAUCGUAAGGGUUAUAGUAAGAGAAGGAAACGAGAAACGCUUUCAGGCACUUGCAUCCGUGGCAGAUGAAGUUUGUAGUUGCACACAUAUAAGUUACGGUCAGCCUUCAGUUCUUUGGAGUCCACUAUGUACGACUGGCGGCAAGCAAAGACUGAACAGGAGACUCCAAGUCACAAUAUAAAGAAAUCGGAAGAUGGUGCUUGAGGGUUGCGAUACGCUGGUGUGGUUUACUUGAACGUCGUUAUACGACAACAUCGAUCCCCGGUGGAGAAAACCAAAAUGGCGCCUUUAUUUCAUCUUUAGUACACUUGAAUUGUUGCAUUCGUGCUUCCUUUACAGCCAAGCGUAGACUAUUCAUCAAGAGUACAAGUGUGCUUGUUACAUAGCUGCAUUGUUAAUGCCUCCUACAGCACCGUCUGCUCUAAUGGGAAACACCUUGUUAGUAUUCAGCCCGAUAGAACUUCCAACAGUUUUCUAGAGUAAGCGAAAAAAAAAGACUAAUAUGUUACAUAGUGCAAAUAUAUCUAAGAAGGACUGCUAGCCUUCAUUUAAUGUUUAAGCUGCCACAAAUACUCGGUAAGGUGUUUCCUAUAUGAGCGGACAGCCGUGUACAGAGGCACGUCUUGUUUUGUGAGCACGAAGAGUGGUCAAUCGCAUAUUUGCAGAACAAGGGAGAGUUGGCUUCGAAUAAUUCCCUCUCGGAUAAUUUAGACCCUCGGCUCAAUUCAACAAAUUUAGAAAUUUUGUGUUGGUUCAGAAUGUUUUCAGUCACUUUAAUUGAAGUAGGUCAAAGAAGGAUUUUGGUUUGUUGAAAUGUCCAAGCGAGGAAGGUCAGCGUGGCCAAAAGUUGUUGAUGGGUUUAUAAUGCAUGAACAGUCAACGCCUACCCGAACUUGAUAUUGAAAUUGCUGUGUUUGUCGAUAGGUUGUCAAUGUGAAAUGAUGCCAGUUGGACGUCCGAACUAUGGAUAUCCCAUGUUUUGGGAGCUCUACCUCAUUUCAUCUUUUAGCAAAUUUCGAGGUUUCUAUUAGUUGAGCGCAGCAAGGCAUGAAAUUGUCGCACAUACAUUUGUUUGUAUAAGGUCUUGUUAAUUUCGUUGCAGGCGACAUUUUAUUUUUUGCAAUUCCAAUGUGUGACAACUCUGAACAGGACUGUGGUCAUCAAGGAGUUUGAAUUAUUGGAAGUCAUCUGUAUGGCAAAACCAGAUCUGAGCUAUGUAUACAGAAAAAUGAUUACAUGGCAGUCUGCGAAUGGAAAACUGGUGCAAGAAAGUCGGUGCAGCUCCUUCAAUUUGCAAUGAUUUGCAUAAUUUAGUGCUUUAUUGUGGACUUUGCAGAUCUUCAACAACUAACUGUUUAAAAAGUACAUCUCAAAUAUUUCACGAUCUCUUGUUUUUUUGGCUUGCUCUGAAAGCUAUCUAGCUUUUAGGUGUUAUUUUAACAUGCGCAGUUAAUUUUGUGCAACAGUGCAUGCCGAACUGCUUUAUUUUUGGUAGCCUAUUUUGUUUUGCCGACACACCUAAACUUGAGAUGCAUGCUGUUGCUUCUGCAGGAUAUCUAGCGAUGGAUUAUCUUGAUUGCAGAAUGCACAGACAUGCAAAUGAGUUGCUGGAAGCAGGACUUCAGUUUUUGUAAUGAACCGUGCAUUUUCAUUACAAUCAGUUACCAGCCGUGAGGCCCAAGAAAGCUAAAUGUCGAAGCCAUGUGUGUGCUUGUGUACACCCACAGAUUCACGCUGUGAGUGUACUAUGCGCAAUGUAACAUGGUUAGGCAUUUGAAAAGGCAUGUUUUGCAUCAGUCAGUGGAGCUAUUUUUUUUUCAGUACAGCUUUUUCUAGCAUAGCAUCAUUUCAAAAGCUUUUAGACGUAAUGGCCAAAAGUGACCGUUAUUUCAUCAGGACAUCAGUACUUGCAGUGAAUUUCAAUUCAUUAUUACACAGCAUUCAGUGGUUGUCAAUCAUUGUUCAGUGAAAUCUUUUCUGUAUAGCAUGAUGUAUCAGUGAUUUCAUCGUUUUCGUUCAUCUCGUUAAUUUAUCGAAGAUUGCUGCUUCAUUGAGAUAAUUUACACUGUCAUUUCGUCUGCCUGCCCAAACAUCUUGUCUGAUAUGUCACCUGCGAUGACUGAAAUAAGGAAUUUAUUAAGAAUGUUCUGUGCGCUAGUGAGGCUGUUUUCAUUUAGAGGUUGUUCUAAACUGAGGAGCUGUGUUCUUCGUGUUUUUGUUGAUAUUUCGCAUAGACUGUCCUAAGUGCCGCACGAAAAACUUGCAUGGAGUUGACACUACGCUUUAGAACAUACAUAUGCUGUGAAGUAUGCAGUGUAGACAAGGUGUUACAAAAAAGAAUUCUUUUACAGAAGUUUGUAAAUCGCGAGCACAGGUGAAAAUUACUGUCGCACAAUUGAAAGACCACCACAAUCAUUUGGGGCCCAUUGCUGUCAAUCACAGUGCGAUCUGAACAAAUAUGUGCUUGCUUCUAGGUUAUCACUAAGCAAAUAGGUUCAGGCACAGACCCUAGGUCACAUUAUUGGAUGACUACUUUGCCUAUGGAACAUUACAUUGCUGCAAGCCAACUGGUGUGAAAUUUUACACAAUGGCUUAGCAUGAGGAUAGCACGGAGUAGCAGCUGAGUGGGAUCUGUUUUACAGUGCUUGUUGUGGUUAACAUGUAAGUUGGUCUGGCAAUGUGUGUCAAAAUAAAACAUCACCGCAUGUCACUAUUUUGUUUUCUGCUCUAAGACAGCUGUUUGUUUCAAGGAAAAGAAGAAAACAGAACAUGCAUCUAAAGUAAAGCAGAAAAAAUUCUCGCAAUAAGCAGCGUGAGGUUCCUGUCCUAUGCGCAGAAUGCUUGUUUGCUGUGAUUGUAGCGUUGCCUGCACAAAGCUGUUCCUUUGCCUUUUUAGUAUCCACAUUGACGGGUGAACUUUGUUUCUCAGCUUGUCGACCCUGUCAUCCCUGUGCGUGUCUUCAAAAGUGUCACAGCAGUCGCCUAAAAUGAUGAGUGUCAUUGUGCCCCAUAAGAAAAUAACUGUCACUCUGUCAGGAAAAGUAUGGAAGAGAGAUGUGUGAGGACAAUGCGAUUAAAGCAUUUUUCUUUAUAUUGAA
Messenger RNA from Dermacentor andersoni, 10892 nucleotides. RefSeq lists its product as uncharacterized. The record is from RefSeq and is a predicted model, not a curated record. Lineage: Eukaryota; Metazoa; Arthropoda; Arachnida; Ixodida; Ixodidae. Gene Ontology annotation, biological process: neurogenesis; nervous system development. Gene Ontology annotation, molecular function: ATP binding; ATP hydrolysis activity.